Molecule: messenger RNA, 1661 nt
Organism: Artibeus jamaicensis (Jamaican fruit-eating bat)
Lineage: Eukaryota; Metazoa; Chordata; Mammalia; Chiroptera; Phyllostomidae
Product: core histone macro-H2A.2
Exons: 9
Coding region: 204-1322 (372 amino acids)
Biological process (GO): nucleosome assembly
Cellular component (GO): nucleosome
Molecular function (GO): DNA binding; structural constituent of chromatin; protein heterodimerization activity
Source: RefSeq, a predicted model, not a curated record
CUGAGAACUGCUGCUUGCCGCCAUUGACACGCACAGAUAGAACCUAAAGAAAGGCAAAGAGUCCUGCCGGGCACCGGCGCCGCACGGGCCGAACCUGCGCGCGGGCAGCGGCGCGCAGAGGGCACCGGGCGCCCGGAGCAAGCGGCGCAGCACCAGCAUUGCGUUCCACCGUGUCAGCAAGCUGAGAGGGAAACUGAAGCAAGAUGUCGGGCCGGAGCGGGAAGAAGAAAAUGUCCAAGCUGUCCCGUUCAGCCAGGGCCGGUGUCAUCUUCCCGGUGGGGAGGCUGAUGCGUUACCUGAAGAAAGGGACGUUCAAGUACCGGAUCAGCGUGGGUGCUCCGGUGUACAUGGCGGCAGUCAUCGAGUACCUGGCAGCGGAAAUUCUAGAACUGGCUGGCAAUGCUGCGAGGGACAACAAGAAGGCCCGGAUAGCCCCAAGACACAUCCUGCUGGCAGUUGCCAAUGACGAGGAGCUCAAUCAGCUGCUAAAAGGAGUGACCAUUGCCAGUGGCGGCGUCCUGCCCAGAAUUCACCCCGAACUGCUGGCCAAAAAGCGAGGGACCAAAGGCAAGUCGGAAACUAUCCUCUCCCCUCCCCCAGAGAAAAGAGGAAGGAAGGCCACGUCAGGCAAGAAGGGGGGCAAGAAAUCCAAGGCUGCCAAACCACGGACGUCCAAAAAGUCCAAACCAAAGGAUAGCGACAAAGAAGGAACUUCAAAUUCCACCUCUGAAGAUGGGCCAGGGGAUGGAUUCACCAUCCUCUCUUCCAAGAGCCUUGUUCUAGGGCAGAAGCUGUCCCUGACCCAGAGUGACAUCAGCCACAUUGGCUCCAUGAGAGUGGAGGGCAUCGUCCACCCAACCACAGCCGAAAUCGACCUCAAGGAAGACAUAGGGAAGGCCUUGGAAAAGGCUGGGGGGAAGGAGUUCUUGGACACGGUGAAGGAGCUCCGCAAGUCCCAAGGGCCUUUGGAAGUCGCUGAAGCUGCCGUCAGCCAAUCCAGCGGACUUGCAGCCAAAUUUGUCAUCCACUGUCACAUCCCUCAGUGGGGCUCCGACAAAUGUGAAGAGCAGCUUGAAGAGACCAUCAAAAACUGCCUGUCCGCAGCAGAGGACAAGAAGCUCAAGUCCGUGGCCUUCCCACCUUUCCCCAGUGGCAGAAACUGCUUCCCCAAACAGACGGCGGCCCAGGUGACCCUCAAAGCCAUCUCGGCCCACUUUGACGACUCGAGUGCGUCCUCACUGAAGAACGUCUACUUCCUCCUCUUCGACAGCGAGAGCAUCGGCAUCUACGUGCAGGAGAUGGCCAAGCUCGACACCAAGUAGCCACCGGGGCCCCACUGUCCAGCUGCGGUCGGAGGAGGAUCCAAGUCACAGGAGUGGGUUUUAUUUUUAAAAGGAGAGAGGAAGGGUGAUGCGGGGGAGCGCUGGGCGGCUGAAGGGAAGCGGGCGGCAGAGGCUGCGGGAGCAGGUCCCGCCAUGGAAGGAGCCCUCCGCGUUUUAUAGUCUUCUUAAAAAGAGCCUCAGUCCUAAAAACCAGGUCUCCACGAGGAGUUCUUUCCAUGUGUUUCCUUCCUAUUGUUUUAGAACUUUUUUUAAAAACAGACUUCAUUUUAGAUUUAUAGAAUUGACUUUUACACACACACAAAAAAUCCUUUCAAAAUU